UGAAUUUAUAGCAUAAAACCUAUACAUACUUUCACAUCGUUAUAAGUAGAUAACUGGAUAUACAUCUGAAGCUUAGAGACAUUUUACGUCUCAUUUUAGCCUUGUGGUGUGAAUGAGCCAUUCCAUCCCUUCAGCUGUUCUUUUGGUUAUGUUCUUCUUGAUUCCACUCUCCACCAAAUAGCUUUGAAUGCUAUAAGACAAGGAGUUGACAUGUUCCAAACUUCCAAAGAAGAAAAUCUCUAGCCACAUGAAGCAUGUUCAGUCAUGUAUCUCAGUGACUCUCAACUCCUGACACAGGUGCAAGCCUUGUAGGAGUAUGCUUUAUGCAAAGGUACAUCAGACUUACAUUAUGCUAACGAAGCAAAAUGUCUUAACCUGACUUCCCCUGCCCGUUCUUGAAUUCCAAUUAGCAGUUUUGGCUCCUAAAUUUUAACGAAAUAUAGAGUAACCUCGUCGAGCAAGGAUCCUUUAAUCUCAUUUGAGGAACAGAUGUUGAGCUUAAUAAAAUAAACUUCACAUGCUCUGAUUAGCAAAAGAAAGACCUACAUCUAAUACACUAGUUACUUAUUCAACUUUAUUACUAGCCAGUCAGCUAUGGAAUGUUAGAAAGCAGUUUCCUACUCAGAGCUAUUACAAGCAUAACUCUGAGGAGCACCUAAAGGAUGCGACAAUGGACAUUCUGCUUUAAGCUACUUACUCUGUCUCUCUAUCUCUGCUUUAAGUUCUUAUUUUCUCCUUCCUUAAUACAAAUAUUGAUUUUUGUCGUGGUGUUUUCUCUAGGUGUAUGAUGUGACUCCAUUCAUGGAAGAUCAUCCAGGUGGUGAUGAAGUUUUGCUUUCAGCAACAGGGAAAGAUGCAACAAAUGACUUUGAAGAUGUCGGCCAUAGUGAUGAUGCUAGAAAGAUGAUGGAUAAAUAUUACAUUGGAGAAAUCGAUGCAUCAACAGUUCCCUUGAAACAUGCUUAUGUCCCACCACAACAAACCCCAUAUAAUCCAGACAAGACUCCGGAAUUCGUUAUCAAAAUCUUGCAGUUUCUUGUGCCCCUCUUGAUUUUGGGUUUAGCCUUUGUUGUGCGACACUAUACCAAGGAGAAGUAAAUCCUUUGCAUUCUAAUUUGGAUUGUCAGAGCACUUAUGUAGUUGUCAAAUGAAACACCUGGUUUAUAUAGUUCAUUAUGGAGCUGCAAUAUCUGAACUUGAUUUAUUGUACUUUGUAUGAGUUGCAACAGUGUCCAUUUGUAGUGCAUCCUGUAUGUAAACAAUGAACUUUACCUGGCUUAUGUUUAUGAUGAUAUUUGAGAUGCGCCCUUCUUCAUUA
Molecule: messenger RNA, 1318 nt
Organism: Nicotiana tabacum (common tobacco)
Lineage: Eukaryota; Viridiplantae; Streptophyta; Magnoliopsida; Solanales; Solanaceae
Source: RefSeq, a predicted model, not a curated record